This is a messenger RNA of Gastrolobium bilobum, 1748 nucleotides long. Its product is annotated as E3 ubiquitin-protein ligase RING1-like. NCBI's taxonomy places the organism in Eukaryota, Viridiplantae, Streptophyta, Magnoliopsida, Fabales, Fabaceae. The record is from RefSeq and is a predicted model, not a curated record. Gene Ontology annotation, molecular function: transferase activity. The transcript has a single exon. Gene Ontology annotation, biological process: protein ubiquitination. Bases 128 to 1201 code for a protein of 357 amino acids.
AAGCAUAGUUUUCUUCCUCUUCACACGAUUCCAAAGUCAAACUUUCAAUCCAAACUUCCUCAAACCAUUCCAAUGUUGUUUUGAUGCUUGCUCUCUUUCCCUUCAGACCCAAACCCCAGUCUCUGAUAUGGGGCUUCUUCCCAGAAAGUUGUUAACUGAACCUGACUGUGAUUUCUUCUGUCAUAAGGAACAGUCUUGUUCAUCAGUAUCUAUUUGUGAUGCUUGCCUCUCCGCCUGCUAUAACUUUUACCCUCCACCACCACCACCAGGUUUAUAUAAAGAUCAAAGCAAACACCACAAAAUCUCAACCUAUUUGAUUAUCACUAUUGCUAUUGCAGCUACUGCUUUCUUUGUUGUUUGCUGCUACGCCAUCUAUGCCAAGUUUUUCUCAGGUUGGAACAGGUCAAGGAGGAGAGGUUUAUCACAGCAACAAACAGAAGAUGAUUUUGUUGAUGAAGAACAUGGUCCUGUUGUGGACCACCCCAUCUGGUACAUCCGCACCACUGGUCUUCAACAAUCAAUUAUCAGUGCCAUCACCGUUUGUAAGUAUAAGAAAGGUGAAGGCUUGAUUGAAGGAACAGAUUGUUCUGUUUGUUUGAGUGAGUUUCAAGAGGAUGAGAAUCUAAGACUUUUGCCAAAGUGUAACCAUGCUUUUCAUUUGCCUUGUAUUGAUACUUGGCUUAGAUCACAUACCAAUUGCCCCAUGUGCCGGGCUCCUAUUGUUACCAACCAUGCAAGGAUUCCAUCUAUGGAGCCUAAUAAUGUUUUUGAUUCAAGUUCUGUGGAAAACAACACCCAGAUGGAAGUUUUGGAAAAUGGUGGUGGAAUGGAAAAUAGUGCUUCUCAGUUGAGGAAUGGAGAAGAGGAACAAGGGCAAGAAGUUGAGGAUAUGAGAAGGGUAUGUGAAAGUGAGAACUCAGCUGCAGAUGUAGUAAACAUACAGCCAAGAAGAUCAGUGUCUUUGGAUUCUUCUUCUGCUGCUAAGAUCAGUCUUGCUCUCGCCACUGUUGAAUCUCAUGGGGAAGUCAAUGAACAAAUUGUUUCAAGGAGUGUUGCAAAAGGUAGUUCUUCUUCAAGGACAAGAAAUCUUCUGAGUGCACCUAGUUCAAUGAAGAGGUCACGAUCCUUCAAUGGAAAACAUCUACUAUCUUGGUAUAGCCGCAGCCAAAAGAAGCCAAAUGCUCCACUAAGAAGCUUUUGAUUGUCCUCUUUGGCACAGGUCAGUUCUAACUCUCAACAAGCUGAGAGUUUGAGAGGUUUCUAUAUGAAUCAAAUAAGUUAUGUGAUGAUCAUGUGUGUAAUAGCAAAGCAAAAGGUCACAAACAAAUUGAAGAUUAUCCUUGCUAAGUUUUGCUCAGAAGGUACCAGAGUCACAUAUGAUGUAUAUUCUGGCUUUUUAGAGCGAAACAUCAAAAUGUAUGUAGGCCUUUUAUUCAUCCAAAGUGAUGCAUGGAUGCUGAAAUUAAAUGCAGGGCACCUUAUAUUGAUUUUGGGGUUUCCUAUCUAAACAAUUUAAUCACUUAAUGUACAAUAUUAUCCACUUGCGAAAAUUUGUAUGAAACAUUGUUUGCACUUUUUGAUCAUAGACGACAGUUAAAAAGAAAAAAGAAAAAGGAUGUUGCUGUAAUUGCAAUUAUCAGCAGAAUGCACCUAUUUUCAAUUGAAAAGUUCACAUUAUCCUGUUAUAGUAGAAGUUAGAAAAAUCCAAGUGCUCCUCCUCUGAAAAGCAUUUGCUUGUUCUACUAUGU